AUGUUACAGGAGGCGGGAAAAUCUUCUGCGACAGAAGCUGUCUUGUUGCGUUUGAUCACACCUGUUUUGAAGCUUUAUGCUGGGAAGCAGGUAAUGUAGAAUCAAUCGUUGUGUCCUAUUGACUUCUAAGUGCGUGCCCCUGAUCUCCGAAGGCAUCGAAUGUUUCGGCGGCCAAGGGUACAUGGAGGACACGGGACUUCCAACAUUGCUCAGAGAUGCUCAGGUUCGUCUUUUGACUGGAAAAUGAGCCGUCGAAGGUUUAGGUGACUCCGAUCUGGGAAGGAACAACAAACGUCCUGUCUCUCGACGUUCUGCGCGUGUUUUCGGGAAAAGAAAACGUCCUUCAGGCUUUCCAGAAGCGAGUUUCUGAACUGACGAGCAACGUCAAAAAUGGUUUUACCUCGUCUCUAUUUUUUAAAAUGCAAACUGUUCAAGGCGAAGAUAAGCUUUCCAAAGCAAAAGAAGCUGUGGAAAAGGCGCUGAAAGCGCUCCAAAUGCACUUGGUCAAGGUUUGCUUUUUUUGGGGAUUGGGAACAUGAGAAUGUCAGGGAGGCGAUUCUGCUCUGAGCAACUCAAUUCGAAUCGACGCCGUGGCUCGUCAUAUUUCUUUUGCCAUUUCUAGGAUUUAUUGCGGUUAGUCUUUUUUUUGGUGUCUGAACUAGGUUCAAAGAAUAGAAAUAAAGAAAACGUGAGAAUUUUUAGGAGCUCUCCUGAUCGACCACGCCUCAGACAAGAGCACAGCUCAGACGGCAGACGUGGACGUCGCCUACAGGUUUGGGAGGUGGAUGAUGGUCCUUCCAAGAGGAAUUCUUGAGGUGGUGCUGCGAACAGCCGCUGAUCGACCUCCAGUCGGAAUGGUUCUCGACGGAACGAGUCGAGAGCGACCGCGGAAUCGUCUUCGACUCCUACGCCGCCGAACCGCAGCAGCGUGGCAGCAAACUCUAG
Caenorhabditis auriculariae is the source of this 945-nucleotide messenger RNA. The record is from the annotation of a GenBank genome assembly. NCBI's taxonomy places the organism in Eukaryota, Metazoa, Nematoda, Chromadorea, Rhabditida, Rhabditidae.